Messenger RNA from Lycium barbarum (goji berry), 1276 nucleotides. Its product is annotated as ethylene-responsive transcription factor ERF113-like. Lineage: Eukaryota; Viridiplantae; Streptophyta; Magnoliopsida; Solanales; Solanaceae. Gene Ontology annotation, molecular function: DNA-binding transcription factor activity; DNA binding. The record is from RefSeq and is a predicted model, not a curated record. Gene Ontology annotation, biological process: ethylene-activated signaling pathway; regulation of DNA-templated transcription. The transcript has 2 exons. Bases 1 to 852 code for a protein of 283 amino acids.
AUGGAAAGAGACUCCAAUGAAACGGAAGAGCAAGAGGAUAAUGAUAGGAGCAGUGUUUUGCCAAUAUACUCAGCAGCUCGAUCUGAGCAAGACAUGUCUGCUAUGGUUUCUGUGCUCUCUCAAGUUAUUGGAAACUCUUCUUCUUCUGUUGAUUCCUCCUUGCAUGUUAAUCCACUAACCCUAACUCCUCAAUCCACUGCUACACUUCAGCAAAACCAAUCUCAAUCAUCUAUUCAAGCUCAAGGGAAUUCGAGUAGAAGGCGGUAUAGAGGAGUUCGGCAAAGACCAUGGGGUAAAUGGGCGGCCGAAAUCCGUGACCCAAAGAAAGCUGCUAGAGUUUGGCUUGGUACAUUUGAAACUGCUGAAGCUGCAGCACUUGCUUAUGAUGACGCUGCUCUCAAAUUCAAAGGCAACAAAGCUAAACUCAAUUUUCCUGAAAGAGUUCAAGGCAAAACUCAAUUCCAAUACCUUACUACUACUACACAAAAUAAUAAGCACUUGACUAAUAUUGUUCCUCAACAACAACAAUUUCCAGCUGCCACAUCUUCAAAUAAUCAUCUUUUGAUCCCUUCUAAUUUUCAGUCUUAUUACCCUAAUGUUGACCAAUAUGCUGAGCUACUUCGUAGUGAUAAUAAUGUUACUGAUUUGAACUUCAAUUUCUCGCCUAGUUGCUAUGAAUAUUCAUCAUCUGGCUCUUUUGAUUUUUCUCAAUCAUCGUGUAACACAUCAGUGGAAUUGCCAGCAUCAAAUGAGGAGCAAGAACUAAGUAAUUAUUAUCAGCAAAUUGGAAAUUCUAGUUCAAGUUGUGGACCGGAUGAAAGUAACUGGGAAGAGUUUGAACACGGAAAGUAACUUCAAUAUUCUAUACUAGGAGAUGACAUGCCAAUGAUGAUCGAUGUUGGUAUCAGAGAAAGCAGAAGUCAUGAGUUCGAGUUUCACCGUCACUACUUAUCAAAAUGGAUUUUCAUGUGCUUGGCCUAUGAAAAAGAAUCAGGUCUGCACGUCAGUGUGCUCUUUUAGUCUGUCUAACUAUUUUAGCUUUUAGAUGAGAUAGUCACGUAUUUUAUGGUUUUAUAGUGGGGCUCUUGAUUUUUGUUUUUUUGUUUUUUUUUGUCUUUUAGUUUAUUUUAACUUCAGAGAAACUUUUAGCGCUAUUUACUAUGAACAAUAUGUUGUCAUGGAUUAAUGGAAAAUACGCAUGGUGUGAUUUUAUGUGUUAAAGGUUCAGCUUCAAGUUCUUCACUGGCCUGCCCAAUUUAUGAAAAGGGAAGUUACA